Panicum virgatum (switchgrass) is the source of this 3244-nucleotide messenger RNA. RefSeq lists its product as uncharacterized. Lineage: Eukaryota; Viridiplantae; Streptophyta; Magnoliopsida; Poales; Poaceae. The transcript has 3 exons. The coding region runs from base 612 to 1619 and encodes 335 amino acids. The record is from RefSeq and is a predicted model, not a curated record.
GUGCAUUGUGUGUUAAGUUCUAAAGCGGAACAUGAGGAUGAGGAGAAGCUCCAAUGCAAGAAUUUGUUCCACAUGUUUCUCAUUGUUAAGGAUUGUCGUGUUCUCACCAUAACUGAUAGCGGGAGUUGCAGCAACUUGGAAUAGCCUUCUCGGCGAGGUCAAUCAAGGUGUGCUUGGUUGAUAACCAACGGAGUAGUGGUGUAGUGGUUGCAGGGUUCGAAUCGUGCUGAUUUGAAGCCGGAUCAUCAACGUCGAGUCCUCCACCAAUCAAAGUUACCCCUACCUCUCAGAAGAUCGGGCCUAGACCUCAUCAAAGAUUAUCAAAGAAUUCAUAUGAUCAGUACAGCAUCAGGCUAUUUGGUGAUGUGGACGCACAUGGUGACAUCUACAGUUUUCUGGUUGCAUCAAAGGUUGUAGGCCUAGUAGUUGGGGAUAUUGGCCACACUGAUGUUGGAAGGGAUCUUAUCAUAGAGGAUCGUUCUUCAAGCUUACAACAGAUUGAUGAAAGACACCGCAAGUUCAUGGCCAUGCAAUAUCCUAUCUUAUUUCCAUAUGGAUAAGAUGGCUUCCAUGAUGCACUCUUCUAUAAUCAGACCUCAACUUCUGCAUCUAUGCGCCGUCAGAAAGCAACUAUGGCAGAACACUUUGGAUAUAGAUUGCAUAAUAGACCAAAUGAUUUUAACACUCCAUUGUGUUGUGGAAGAGAAACACAAGCUUAUGAGGUCGAUGGUUAUUGCUGUGUUGAAAGAGAACGAAUAGACCACUAUCGAACACCAAGUUUCCAACGAAAAUAUAGGUCAGCAACAUAUCAUUCUUUAGCCAGCAAUGUUUCAAGUGGAAUUAGGUCUGGAUCUUCAGCUAGCCAAAGAAUUAUUCUGCCAGCUUCAUUUACUGGAAGCCCUCGCUAUUUGUAUCAAAAGUACCACGACUGCAUAGGCAUUUGCAGAAAAUAUGGUUGCCCAGAUUUAUUUGUCACAUUUACGUCUAAUGCUGCUUGGCCUGAAAUUGUGGAGGCUCUACCUCCAGGGCUGCAUCCUUCUGACCGACUAGAAAUCGUUGAUUGGGUCUUCAAAAUGAAACUGAAUAUUUUAAUGGAUGAUAUAAAGAAAAAGAAGUUUUUUGGCCCUAUAAAUGCAGUUGUUUACAUAAUAGAAUUUAAAAAACAUGGCCUACCACAUGCUCAUAUUAUUAUAUGGUUAGCAAAAGAAGGACCCUGGGAUGCUGCAAUGAUGUAUACAUUCAUCUCUGCUCAACUGCCAGAUCCUACAAUUGAACCAAUUGGAUAUGAUGGUGUUUCAGCAUUCAUGGUCCAUGGACCUUGCGGGCUCUCAGCACAUAUACACCAUGUAUGUCUAAAGGAAAAUGCUCAAAAUUUCACCCUAAGAAAUUUUGUGAGCAGACCUCAAAAUGGAGUUGAUAUUGACAACAGAUUUAUUGUUCCUCACAAUGUAGAUUUGUUAGUCAAGUAUCAAGCUCAUGUAAAUGUGAGCGAGUUAACCAUGAUGGUAUGCACAAAUAUCUUUUCAAGUAUGUCACAAAAGGGUUCGAUUGUGCUCGAAUUGGAUUCCAAAUUAAUCCUUCUGCUCCAGGCUCAUCAAGUAACACAAUCAAUGAGAUAAAUAAUUAUCUGGAUUGUCGCUAUGUAACACCAAAUGAUGCAGCUUGGAGAUUGCCUCAGUAUGACAUUCACUAUACAGACUCAUCCGUAGAGCAUCUACCUGUCCAUCUACCUCUUGAAAAUAAUGUUGUCUUUACAGAAGAAGAUGAUCUAGAAGAAGUCAUUUAAAACCCAAGCAAUUUAAGGACUAAACUGACUAGCUAGCUGGAGGCCAACAACAAUUUUCCUACAGCACGAGAGUAUACUUAUAUUGAAUUUCCUGAGCACUUUACGUGGCAUUCAAAUGGAAAAUAUUGGGAUAUACGUCGUGGGUCUCACAAUAAGAUUAGCCGUAUAUCUCAUGUUAACCCUGCAUAGGGAGACACUUAUUAUUUGCGCAUGCUGCUCCACAUUGUCAAAGGUGCAACAUCUUUCUCUGAAAUUCGAACUAUCGCAGGACAUGAGUAUCCUACCUUUCGUUCUUCAUGUGAAUCUUUAAGUCUUCUUGGUGAUGAUCAAGAGUGGUCCCUUGCUCUCAAUGAUGCUGCACAAUGGGCCUCCCCUUACCAGUUACGACUACUUUUUAUCACAUUAUUGUUAUUUUGUGAAGUAGCAAAUCCUAGAAACCUUUUUCAUGACCAUGCAGCAAAGAUGAGUGAGGAUAUUAGAUACUGCAUGAAUAGAAACUCUUCCAUUCCAAACAGCUCAGCUGCAGACCUCUUUGUGAAUUCUUCCCUCCUUUUUGAGUUGGACAAAUUGCAAAGAGAUGCUGGAUAUUGUCUAUCUCAUUUCAAUUUACCAAUCCCAGAUAAUAUUGGUAGUGCUUCCACACACAAUAGACUUUUGUUAGAUGAGCUUACAUAUGAUGUUACUACCUUAGCAGCAUCUGUAGCUAAUGAUAUUCCUAAGCUAAAUAACAGCUAGAAGAAUGUUUUUGAUUCCAUUAGCAAUUCUGUCAUCAGUAAAGCAGGCCGUACAUUUUUUGUGUACGGGUACAGAGGAACUGGUAAGACAUUCUUAUGGACAACUUUGCUGAACUUUAUAAGAAGCAAAGGAAAGAUUGCGCUAGCCGUUGCAUCAUCAGGGAUUGCAGCACUCUUACUUCCAGGUGGCCGAACGCCACACUCCCAUUUCAAGAUCCCUCCGGACAUACGGGAGAAUUCUAUGUGCAGCAUAAAAAAAACACACCCUUAGAGAUAUACUUUCAGAUAUCAAUCCUACUGCUCAGGAUACAAAAUUUGGUGGUAUAACUGUUGUUCUUGGUGGAGAUUUUCGCCAAACUCUUCCAGUAAUCCAAAAUUCAACAAAGUAGCAGAUAUUAAAAGCCUGCAUUGUCAAUUCUUAUUUAUGGCGGAAGUGUAAUGUCCUGCAGUUAACUGAAAAUAUGAGACUAGAUUCAAGAAACAUUUCACCUUCAGAGAGAGAGAGGAACUAUGCAUGUUUGCAGAGUGGUUACUUAGAGUUGGUAGUGGUACAGAACCCUACAUUCAGAUCCAAAAUGAGCCUUAUUAUAUAAAGAUUCCUCAGUCUUUACUUCUACCACAAGAGUGCAGAGAUCUUGAUGGUUUGAUUUCUUUUGUGUACCCAUCUGGGUGUGAUCCAACUAAUAAUAAUUCAUCCUAUUUUUGUGAUUUGCAAUUCUAGCUC